Messenger RNA from Acanthosepion pharaonis, 1473 nucleotides. NCBI's taxonomy places the organism in Eukaryota, Metazoa, Mollusca, Cephalopoda, Sepiida, Sepiidae. The record is from the annotation of a GenBank genome assembly.
AUGCAAUUCUGCCUAUCAAUACCCACAGACCCCACCUGCAACUGUGCAUAUCAAUACCCCCAGAGCCCACCUGAAACACUGCAUAUCGAUACCUCGCGCGCACACCUCAACGUUGCAUAUCAAUACCCCAAGAGACCAGCUGCAAUUCUGCAUAUCGAUACCACCAGAGCUCACCUGCAACUCUGCAUAUCGAUACCUCCAGAGCCCACCUGCAAUGCUGCAUAUCAAUAUCCACAGCCUCCUGCAUUUCUGGAUAUCAAUACCCACAGAUCCCACCUGCAACGCUGCAUAUCGAUAACUCCAGAGCCCACCUGCAACGCUGCAUAUCAAUACCCACAGAGCCCACCUUCUUUCUUAUUUAUUUGUUUUCUUUCUCUCCAUUCUUUCUUUCGUUCAUUCUUUUCUUACUUUUCCUCUUUCCAUCAUUUUUUGUUUCCUUUCUUCUUUCAUUCUUUCUUCUUUCCCAACUUUUCUUUUUUGGCUAUUCCUUUUCUUUCUUUCUUUCUUUCUUUCAUUCUUUUCUUACUUUUCCUCUUUCCAUCAUUUUUUGUUUCCUUUCUUCUUUCAUUCUUUCUUCCUUCCCAACUUUUCCUUUUUGCUUUUUUCUUCUUUCCUUCUUUAUUUCCUUCCUUCUUUUCUUACUUUCCAUCCUUAUUUCAUUCUUUCUUUCUUUCUUUCUUUCUUCGCAUCUUUCUUUUCUUUUUUACUUUCCUUCUUUCUUUCCUUCUUUUCUUAUCUUUCUUCUUUCCAUCCUUCUUUCUUUCUUCUUUCUUCCCUUCCUUCUUUUCUUUGAUUUUCUUUUUCUCUCCUACUUUCUUUCCUUCCUUAUUUUCUGAACUUUUGUUUUAUUUUUCUUACCUUCCUUCUUUCUUUUUCCGUUUUUCACCCCUUCCUUCUUUUCUUGUUUUGCUUUUCUUCCUCUUUUAUUCUUUCUUUCAUCUUUUCUUUUCUUACCUUCCACCUUUCUUUCCCUCUUCCUCUCUUUCCUUCUUUUUCUCAUUCUUUCUUUACCACCUUCUUUCCUUAUCUUUCUUCUUUCUAUCAUUCUUUCUUUCGUUCCUUUCUUCUUUCUUUCACCCCUUACCGUUCUUCUUUCCAUCUUUCUUUCUUUUAUUCUUUUCUUAUUUCCUUCUUGCUUCCCUUCCUUCUUUUCUUGUUUUGCUUUUCUUUCCUUCUUUCUCCCAUUUUCUUUCCUUCCUUCCAUCGUUCUUUUUUCCUCUUUCUUUCCUUCAUUCUUUCUUUCUUUCUUUCUUUCAUUUCAUCCUUCAUUCUUUCGUUCUUUCUUUCUUUCUUUCUUUCUUCUUUUCACUCUUUUUUUCCCUUCCUUCUUUCCUUUUUUUACUUCUUUUUUUCUGUCUUUCCUUCCUCCCACUUCUCGACACAAUUGGUCUUGUGCCUUAUAUAAGUUUCACUGAAGAACGCGGACGAAGCGGGAAAGAAAUCGACCAAGUUAUGUGCCUUGGAAAGACCUAA